This is a messenger RNA of Malaya genurostris, 1106 nucleotides long. RefSeq lists its product as uncharacterized. The coding region runs from base 175 to 1101 and encodes 308 amino acids. Lineage: Eukaryota; Metazoa; Arthropoda; Insecta; Diptera; Culicidae. The transcript has 2 exons. The record is from RefSeq and is a predicted model, not a curated record.
ACAGUCCUAUCUAUCUCGCCACCAGUGUUAGUUUUACAUCGUGUAACGGAUCGGCCGUUUCAUCAAGUGUAGUUUGAAUUAUUAUUAUUUAUUUAAAAAAAAAUAACAGGAAACCGAAUUUAUUCCGUACCUGAUCCAUUUGAGUUACUCGUGAGGGAAAUUACGGAAUAUUUUAUGGAUAAAAUCAGCAAUUCUAAUAACGAAUGCAAAUGGGAAUCCAAACGACUUAUCGCCCUAGAACCACACAGCUCGGAAGUGAAGUUGGUAAAUGCCCUGGACCAAUUAAUUGAUUCUUCGUGGGACGAUGAUGACGAGGAAUGCGAUGCGCUGCUGGCUUCGUUCAUUUGCACGACUAAAGAAUCUUCAUAUUACACCAAAGAAACAUUAGUGAAUGCUUUGAAAUUUGAGCAACAUAGAAAUGACACAACGAAUAAAAUCACUGGUUUAAACGAAGUGAAUUUCACCUGUUUGGCUAUUUCACAUCGAGUGUCGGUUUUGAUAAAUUGGGGAUAUGCCGAACUGAAGUAUACUGACUGUCCAAACGAACAACGAUUACUGGCUGUGCUGAAUCAAAUACAGCCUUAUAUCGAUGAAUACCGAUCUGAUGACAUUGUACUACAAUUCCUGCAAUGUAUAUGGAACUAUGCAAUAGGAAAGGAGAAAUCAGAUCUGAUAUCAAAGUUAGUUACGAUAGAUCCUAGUAAAAUAGAGCAAAUAAUUGAUAAUCUAAUUUCUAUUGAUAUGAAUGAUUGUAAUUUAACUGAUAACCAGGACUUCAAAAUUUUAGUGCAAAUAGUUUGUAUACCAGAAGUGUUCAGAUGUGUUAGUUCACACUUAGCAAAACAGGAGAUCAGUGCGUCUAGCGACAAAAUUCAGAUACUUCUAAAUAGUAUCUUAAAAACGUUAAAAACAAGUUUGUCCAAACAUCAGUAUUUAAGUUUAUACUCACCUGAUCUCAAGCCAAUCGUUACGAUCUUGAACGAAGCUAUCAAUCAAGAUAACGCUGCUGUUCUUGGUAUGUUAAAAGCAAUUAAAAAUACAUGUUUGUUGGAUUUUAUUAUUUUAGUUACUCAUUUUCCCGCAUUCAUAUAUUUGAAAUAAACAAA